ACUAAUCAAGUAAAAUAACAAAAACACAAGUCAUUUAUAUUUUUCCCAGAUAAAUAAAUUUAAAUUUGUUUAAACAAUUAUUUAUUUAGUAUUUUUGUUAAUUAUUGGCAUAAAAUUAGCAACAAUUUGAUUUUGUUUAUUGCAAAUACAAAAAUCUCAAGAUGCCAAAUCCUGCGGAACUGGUGGCCGAGCUGCGCAACUCGUUCCGCUCCGGCAAAACUCGGCCGCUGAGUUUCCGAAUUACUCAGCUCAGAAAUUUGCUCAGAAUGUACUCAGAAAAAAAAGACGAAAUUGUCCGAGCGUUGCACGAUGAUCUCCGAAAAUGUCCGGCCGAGGCAAUUGUAAUGGAAAUUGACUUUUUGGUCAACGAUUUGAAGAAUACUUUGUGGAAUUUGGACCAAUGGGCUCGGCCCGAAUACGUGGAGAAGGAUUUGGCGAAUUUGUUGGAUACAGCUUACGUGCAGAGAGAACCUUAUGGAGUGGUUUUGGUUAUAGGCGCCUGGAAUUAUCCCAUUCAGUUGACACUGUUGCCGUUUCACGGAGCCCUGGCGGCCGGAAAUUGCGUCCUAAUUAAGCCUUCGGAAGUUUCCGCAGCUUCUGCUAAACUCAUUGAAGAAAUUAUUCCUCAGUAUGUGGAUAAUGAUUGCUACAAGGUCAUGAACGGCGGAAUUCCCGAAACCACCGACCUACUAAAACAGCGAUUCGACUACAUUUUCUACACUGGCAACACCGCCGUCGGGAAAAUCGUCCACGCAGCCGCCAACCGACACUUGACACCUGUCACUUUGGAAUUGGGAGGAAAAUCGCCGUGUUACAUUGACAGUUCGGCCGACAUCAAAACCGCAACAAAACGCAUAAUUUGGGGCAAAAUGACCAACAUGGGCCAAACAUGCGUCGCCCCCGAUUACCUUUUGUGCACCAAAGAAGUCGAAAAAAAAUUCCUAGAAACCGCCACCCUUAUUCUUAGAGAAUUUUACGGACCCGAUCUUAAACGAUCGCCCGAUUUGGGCCGGAUCGUCAACGAUCGGCACUUUGAGCGUCUGCAAGGGCUCCUAGAGGGCGGCACUGUUGCCCUAGGGGGCGACACUGACGCGCACGAUCGGUUUAUGGGUUUGACAGUUUUGACAGAUGUCAAAAGUGACGCAGCGGUGUUGCAACAAGAAAUUUUCGGGCCCAUUUUGCCUGUUGUUAAUGUGGCCGACGUGAAGGAGGCUAUCGAUUAUCUGCAGGAGAGAGAAAAACCACUAGCUUUGUAUGUGUUUUCUAAUAGGAAGGCUGACGUGGAGUUGUUGCUAAAAAAUACCAGUUCUGGAAGCGUAUGCGUUAAUGACGUCAUAAUGCAACUAGUCGUUGAUACGUUGCCUUUUGGUGGAGUUGGCAACAGCGGAAUGGGCGGCUACCAUGGCAAAUUCAGCUUGGAUACGUUCUCGCACAAAAAGGCGAUUUUGUAUAAAGACCUGGGAUUGGUCGGCGAAGUUUUGGGGGCGGCCAAGUACCCGCCCCUGACCAAUGGCAAGAUCGCAUAUUUGCGGUUCAUGUUGGCCAAGCGGCCGCCGUUUUUGAUGCGAUUGGUCAAAGGGGUUUUGGGUGGUUUGGGGCCGUUUUUGGGAGGGGUUUUGGCACUUUAUUUGUGGCAAAAAUAUACCCAGAUUUAAUUUUAGACACCCUGUAUAUUAUGUAUUUUAUCCAUUAUUGACAUUAUUGAGGUUUCAGGCAUAUUUUUAAAUAUUUUAAUAAUUAUUUUGUAUUUUAUUAUUAUAUUUUACUCUAAAAAUCAAUUUA
Messenger RNA from Ceutorhynchus assimilis (cabbage seed weevil), 1782 nucleotides. The record is from the annotation of a GenBank genome assembly. Lineage: Eukaryota; Metazoa; Arthropoda; Insecta; Coleoptera; Curculionidae.